Molecule: messenger RNA, 1706 nt
Organism: Ruditapes philippinarum (Manila clam)
Lineage: Eukaryota; Metazoa; Mollusca; Bivalvia; Venerida; Veneridae
Product: probable E3 ubiquitin-protein ligase DTX3
Biological process (GO): Notch signaling pathway; protein ubiquitination
Source: RefSeq, a predicted model, not a curated record
CAGAAGAAAAGAAAUGGCAAGAAAGUUUGAAGGCAAAAGAAUUAGAAUUACAGCAAGCUAAGAAGGAAGUAUUAAAAAGUAAAGAGGAAGUACUCAAAGCUGCCGGAAACCAGAAGGAUAAAUACUGUAUGAAAUGUAUGGAUACAAUUACUGACCCUGUAAGACUAAACUGUGGUCACAAUUUUUGUAAGGGUUGUAUUGACGCACAGUUCAAAUCCAAACCAGCAUGCCCAACAUGUGGUCACGUUUGUGGUAUCAUAAUAGGUGAUCAACCGAAUGGAGACAUGAGAUAUAUUGUAGAAAAGAAAACUGACUGUGCUGGCUAUGAAGGAUAUGGAAUGAUCGUAAUAACUUACAUCUUCCCUUCAGGCAGGCAAGGGCCUGACCAUCCCAGCCCUGGAACCACCUAUAGAGGGGUCACAUCGGUUGCCUACCUUCCAAACAAUGACGAAGGCCGUAAAAUAUUAGCUAUGUUGGAGAUAGCAUUCAAAAGGAAAUUGGUAUUUACAAUAGGAAAUUCAAGGACAACCGGACAGGAGGGUGUGAUUACAUGGACUGAUAUACACCAUAAAACAAACCCAGGACCUAACCAACAAAAUGGUUACCCAGAUCCCGGUUACUUCGAAAGAGUUAAAAAUGAUCUUGCUGUAAAAGGUGUUACUGAAAGAGACAUACCGAGACAAUAAGCAUAAUACAUAGAUCGUCAAACAAAUUUUAAUGAAUAGAUAAUGUAGUAUUUAUGUAUGUAUGACCGUUCUAUGAUUGUAGUAAUUUAUUUUUCAUUUUCAAAUUGUUUGAAAUUGAAUAAGAACUUGAUAUAAUUGAACCCAAAUUAAAUUUGUUAAAUUGUUAAGAUGUUGUUUUUACAAUAUACCAAUGUAUUUAUUUUGAAGUAUCUCAUGAGUGUCAUAUAAUAAAGCUGUUACCAUAGACUUCUCAAAAUAACUUAUCACUCACUCAUAUUUUAAUAAUAAAGCCUUAAAGAUGUAUUUUGGUCAUCUUACGGUAAGAUACAUUUAUUGCAGAAAUGUAUUGAAGUCAAGAAAAUUCAUAAUAAACAUUAUGAAUUAUUUAAAUAUGAGAAUGCAUUAACUAUGUUUUGGAAGUUGUAUUCUCUAUUACUGGUCAAGUUAUUUUGUCCUUCAAAAAAAAGAAAAAAACUGACAUUUUUUUAUAUUGAUACAUAUAUUCAUACUGUGUCUACCUAUAGUGUGUAGACAUAUCUUCUCUGUGUCUACUAAAAUAUGUUUAUUUUAUAUUUACAAGGAGAUUGUGUAGCAAUUAUCAUUAUUUUAAAAUAUCAAAUUUGAGCAUAGUAUAUAUUUAAUUAACAGGUAAAAGCAAACAAGGACGAACAUAUACACAGACAUCUUUAAAUUUUUAACAAUCAUUUUAGGUAGAUUCUAUGAUUAUAUAAUUCUGAUUCUGGUUGUAUAUUUGUGUUGAAAAUGCCUUGUUUUUCAUGAAUAAAUUUCUUGUGGUUUUAAUGACACAUGUUAUUAUUUCUUUGAAAAAUGGUAUCUAAAAAAAGCAAAAUCAUUCCCUUUCAAGUACAUCUACUUUGAAGAGUAUUUAAAUAAGCUAGAAUAUUGUUAGCUGCAUUGAAAUUAAGGAUCGAGGGUUCAAACCCUUAUAGAUAGAAACAUUAUAUGUUAUUUUGGUUUUGGAGUGACAUAUGUGGAUAUAUUACCUGGCAAGAUUUUAUA